Spathaspora passalidarum NRRL Y-27907 is the source of this 1375-nucleotide messenger RNA. RefSeq names its product cystathionine beta-lyase. Gene Ontology annotation, cellular component: cytoplasm. The record is from RefSeq and is a predicted model, not a curated record. Gene Ontology annotation, biological process: 'de novo' L-methionine biosynthetic process; transsulfuration. The coding region runs from base 103 to 1317 and encodes 404 amino acids. Gene Ontology annotation, molecular function: pyridoxal phosphate binding. The transcript has a single exon. Lineage: Eukaryota; Fungi; Ascomycota; Pichiomycetes; Serinales; Debaryomycetaceae.
ACUCAUAUUGUGUGGAAACUAGCCAGCUGUUAUUUUCAGUAUUUUAGUUGUUUCUUCAAAAGAACAUCGUCUAAUAGAUCAUUAUAAACACAACAAAUCAUAAUGUCACCUAAAAAGUCAUACAGUCUUGAGACUGAAUUGGUGUUUACCAAAUCUGGAGAUCAAUAUAAUGCCUCAGUUGCUCCCUUGUACCAAUCAGCUACUUUCAAACAAGACUCCCUUUCACAAAUGGGAGAAUAUGACUAUACAAGAUCAGGAAAUCCUACAAGAACUCAUUUGCAAAACCAUUUGGCUAAGAUUAUGAAGGCACAGCUGGCAUUCGCUGUCAGUUCCGGGAUGGGAUGUCUCGAUGUUAUCACAAGACUCUUAAAGCCCGGUGAUGAAGUGAUUGCUGGUGAUGACUUGUACGGUGGUACCCACAGAUUAUUGACAUACUUGAACAAGAAAGGAGACUUGAUUGCUCAUCACUAUGACACUACCAACACUGAAUUGAUUAAAUCCAAGAUCACGGAUAAGAUAAAGAUGAUUUUCUUGGAGUCUCCAACCAACCCCUUAAUUAAAGUCGUCGAUGUUAAAUCAAUUACCGAGCAUGCUCACAAAGUCAAUCCUGACAUUGUUGUUGUAUUUGACAACACCAUGAUGUCACCUAUAUUAAUGACACCCUUGGAAUUAGGAGUUGAUAUUCAAUACGAGUCAGCUACUAAGUACUUGAAUGGACAUCAUGAUAUUAUGGCAGGUGUUAUUGCUACCAGAUCCACAAAGUUAGCUGAACAGUUAUACUACAUUAUAAAUUCCACUGGAUGUGGAUUAUCGCCAUUUGAUUCAUGGUUAUUAAGUAGAGGAUUGAGAACUUUAGCUAUCAGAGUGGAAAGACAACAAGAGAAUUGUGUACGUAUUGCUAAAUUCUUGCAUCAAAUUGGGUUUAAGGUAAGAUACCCAGGUUUGAAGUCGCAUCCUCAAUAUGAGUUACAUAGCUCCAUGUGUCGUGGAUACGGGGCAGUUUUAAGUUUCGAAACCGGUAAUAUUAAAUUGUCAGAGAAGAUUGUUGAAAGCACGGAUAUUUUCGGUAUUGCUGUUUCUUUUGGCUGUGUUAAUUCGUUAAUUUCCAUGCCAUGCAAAAUGUCACAUGCUUCAAUUGAUAAAAAGACAAGAGAAGAACGUGAAUUCCCAGAAGAUUUAAUCAGAUUAUGUAUUGGUAUCGAGAAUGUCGAUGACCUAAUCGACGACUUGACCAAGGCCUUGUUAAAGAGUGGAGCAGUUAAGAUCAACGACAGAGAUGAAUUGUAUAACGCUGUUGGAUUACAACCUAAGUUGUAAGCAAUCAGCGUAUAUUUAUGUUAAAACUUUAUAAACUUGAAUACAAAACAUUUUUAUA